AUGAAAUAUUUCAUAAAUAAUCUAUCAUUACCAAUAAUAACUAUUAGAAAUUCGUCUACUAUAUUUCCAUUAAUUCUAGUUUUUAUAUGUGGUUUUCUUCUUGGUUCAAAUUUUCAUGAAACAAAAAGUAAAAUACGUAUUCUAUUUUCGUCAAAUAUGAAAUUUAAUCAAGGAUCAUCAAUAAACAAUAAAAAAUUGCUACAAACAUCGUUCGAUGGAUAUAAUUCCACACAUCUCUGGUCGAUACGUCUAGCUGAUGACAAUUAUUUUCGUCUAGCAACUCUUUUACCAUGUCGUACUGUCAAUUAUAGCGGUGGACCAGAUAUUAAUAACAUUGAUUCAUGUGAUCAUUCAGCAACAAAUGAAUUUUCACUACCGAAUAUAUUACAAGCACAAAAAUGGCUUUAUGAACAUCAACAUCCAAUGGAUUGUACGAAUAAACGUUUUGCUAUUAUUCAUACUUUUGCUUGGUCUGGUUUUGGAUCUACUGUUCAUCAAAUUGUAUGGGCAUUUGGCAAGGCAAUAGCGGACAAUAGAAUUGCUGUAUAUGAAACACCAGGAAAUUGGCUUUAUGGAGCUUGUAAUACAGGCACACCCGAUUGUGUUUUUCUUCCAAUAACUAAUUGUUCAAUUCCAUCGAAAGUCGAUGGCAAUCAAACAAUUAAAAUCAUUGCUAAUAUUGGUCAUUGGGUUAACGCUACUCGUCCACGCAUUUUUCAAAAUCGAACUUUUAAUUGGUAUCGUGCACAGUUAUUAUUUUAUUUAAUGCGAUAUAAAUCUGAAACAUUAAGUCAUGUUCAGAAUACCAUAGCAAAAUCUUUUAAACCACCUUUCAUUGAUCUUCAUCAUCCAUAUAUUGCUGUAUAUGUCCGUCGGUCAGAUAAAGUUCGAAAUAGAGAAAUGUCUCAAGCAUAUGCACUUAAACAAUAUUUUGAUUUAUUUGAUGCUGACGCUCGACAAGCAAAUAUAUCAACAGUUUAUAUUAAUUCCGAAGAUGAACAAGUAUUCAAUGAAUUUAUUCAAAUAAAUAAAGAAAAGCAAGGUUAUUAUAAAUUAUUAAAUAUAACUGUACAGAGAAAUGUUGUUUUUGCAUCAUUAACUCGCAUGACAAGAGAACAACGUGGAAAAAUCGUAUUAGAAUUUCUGAGUGAUUUAUUUAUUGAAGCUAAUGCAGAUUUACAUGUUGGUACAUUAUCCUCAAAUUGGUGUCGAUUGGUUGAUGAAAUACGACUUGUGCUUGGAAAAAAAAUACCUUAUUAUACACCGGAAAAAGUAUUUUUCAUAGGUAUGGGAUGA
This is a messenger RNA of Rotaria sp. Silwood2, 1296 nucleotides long. Lineage: Eukaryota; Metazoa; Rotifera; Eurotatoria; Philodinida; Philodinidae. The record is from the annotation of a GenBank genome assembly.